Molecule: messenger RNA, 3238 nt
Organism: Morone saxatilis (striped sea-bass)
Lineage: Eukaryota; Metazoa; Chordata; Actinopteri; Moronidae
Product: regulator of microtubule dynamics protein 2
Exons: 11
Coding region: 60-1289 (409 amino acids)
Cellular component (GO): mitotic spindle pole; spindle microtubule; cytoplasm
Molecular function (GO): microtubule binding
Source: RefSeq, a predicted model, not a curated record
CACCAGGGAGCUGUCAAGCCAACAGAAGUGCCUCUCUCCUUAUCCGUGCAGCCUGCGUGAUGGCCCAGGCAGACAGCAAGGUGCUGGUUCUGGGAGCGUUGGCUGGAGUGGCCGGCAUCAGUUUGGCUGUGGUUUGUUACCAGGGCUUUAGGUCGAGACGGAGAGGCUCGUGUCCGGGCUUGUACCUCAACCGCACUAAUGAACAGAGGACUGGCGUCAUGUUGGUGGAUAGUCCAGGUCUGCCGAGGGGUCAGGCUGAGGUGCUGGAGCGCCUCGAGGCCCUGAUCCAGUGCGUGUCCGAGCUGAAGGAUGAGAUGAAGUCGUUGAAGAACGCUCUGCCGACGCUGCCGGACCAUAUCAGGGAGGAGCUUAUGGGGCAAAAUGUGGCGCGCCGAGCCAGCCCGCUCCACAGGACCACACCAACGCGAAGGAAAAGGGCUGCGGGGACCCUCGUAGGGGCCAGAGCUGGAGGUCGGAGCUCAGAGGAAGCAGAGAGCGAGGGAGGGUAUAUGACUGCACUGACGGACUCUGAGGAAGAAGAGCUAAGUGAUGCAGAGCAGACGGAUGAAGAACAGCCCGUAGACAAGUUAUCUGUCCUCCUGGAGCGGAUCGACUGUUUGCAUCAGGGCACUGAAUCUGACAAAAGGGAAAGUCUCAACGUCCUUUUGGAGCAGAGAGACGAGUUUGGACAGAACUCAACGUUUCUUUGGCGGCUAAUCCGAGCUUACUGUGAUGUUCAUGAUGUCAGCUCCACUCUGGAGGAGAAGAAGACCUACGCAGAAACUGGGAAGAAAGUUGGUGAGGAGGCAGUGAGCCUGAACCCUACAUGUGCUGAAAGUCAUCAGUGGUACGCAAUCAUGUGUGGAAUUAUGGCCGAAUAUGACACCGUACAGAACAAGAUAAGGAACGGAUACAUCUUUAAGGAUCAUCUGGAUAAAGCCAUCGAGCUGAAGCCGCAAGACCCCAUGUCCUACUACCUGCUUGGGCGCUGGUGCUACGCUGUGGCUCAGUUAUCGUGGAUUGAGAGGAAAGUUGCUGCAACACUAUUCGGAGAUCCUCCGAGUGCCACAGUUGAAGACGCCCUGAAUCAUUUUCUUAAGGUUGAGGAGAUCAAGCCAGGAUAUUCCAAACUCAACUAUGUGUUUCUAGCUAAGUGCUACAAAGUCCUGGGGCAGAGGGAAAAGGCGAGGAAGAUGUGUGAAGCUGCUUGUUCAAUAAAUUCUGUAUCCAAAGAGGAUGAAGAGGCACAAAAGGAGCUGGACGUACUCUGCCCGGCGCUUGGAGUGUGACGACAGCGAUAUCACUUUCUUUUAGAGAUUUAUUUUCCAUGUGCUGUCGGUGAAGUGUGUGUGUGUGUGUGGGGAUAUUAGGUGUAUUGAGAGGCCAUGAUGUUAAUUCACUCUGUGAGUGGAGGGAGGUGUGGUGUGGCAUUAUAUCAUCAAUGGGAGCAACAACCAGAGACAGAACCGUCCUGUGUUGGUUUUCAAUCAGACUUGUAUUCAAACUGUAUUUUUAAUGGUGAAAAACAAACUUUUUUCAUUCCUGGUUGUAUCAAAUCGGUGAGAUGAUGGAUUGUUUUCCCGCUCUAGAGUAAUUAAGUCUGUUCAUCGUGUCUAUGAGGUGGAUUUGUGUUGAUUUUAAUUGUUGCAGAAUUGGUUUAAUCAAGUAAAAAAAAAAAGUUAAAGUAAAUUCAGUGUGAUGUUGUAUAAAAUAUAUAUUCCCAGUUGCUCUGUGUGUAGCAGACAUUACAGUGUGUCUCAUGGAUACUGAGUUUUCUUGACAACAAAGACCUGUCACUUUUUGGGAAAGUGACCCACGGGGACUUGCUGUUCCUUCCUCUUCCGUCCUGGUUUUUUUUUUCUAUUUUGUUGCGUCUCCCACUACACAUUCAAGAGGCAAUAACAAAAGCACAUCAGACAAUGGCGCACCCAAACAAAGAUCUUGGAAUGCCGUGACCACCGGACGACCUCGUGCCCUAUCCUCGCCGCCGUCUGUCAGACCCGCGUUGGUGCUCUCUGGCUACGUUUACAUGCAGACUUGGUGAUGAUCGUGAUUACAUGGAUGAAUUUGUUCUUUUAUGAUGUGUUUUAUGAGAUCUGAUGAACUGUGAUUGUUGACUUUGGCAUCUGUCCAUCGAAAGUCAUUCAUCCUCACUCAGCUCCUGUGACAGUAACGCCACUCCAGUGUAUCUGCAGAUAAACAACAGAAGAUAUAAUACACUCUUGGAGAGCCCUACGUGCAGGUUUCUCCUGCUUUUGAGCAAAAUAACCCCUUUUUUAAACAUUUACACAGAGCUCUGACUGCCUUUUAUUUUAUUGCUCUUAUACUGUUUUUACAUCUGCGUCAUUUAAAGUCUAUUUUACUCAGACGCCUGUUUUAUUAUGAACUCUUCCAAUGUCAGAGAAAGCGAAGAGGCAUCUUUAGCCCAACGCUUGAAGUUAAAAAAAAGGGUUUAAUGUUUAUAUUAGGCUCCGGUUACACUGCACAUAUACAACACCUAAUUAUCCCGCUUAAUGCUUAAUUAAGGUUUUGCUCAGGUUUCAGUUAAUGUAAAAAACACCCUGGUUUAAGUCAUCGCCGUCCACAUUUCUUUUUAUACAUUUAGUGACAAAAGCUCAUCAUCAUCAGUCCUCAUCAGUUCACUGACGGAUAAAUAACAUAUUUAGAUUGAGGGGUUUAUAAACGACCUCACUGGUGUGCAUGUAAAUGGAGUCAUUGAGCAGGUUGGAGGAAGGUUGGAGCGAUGGGAGCGACCUGUUGCCUCGGCGUGAUGUGAUGGUGCAUAUGAUUGCAUUCCAGGUUAAAUAAUACCACUAAAAUGAAAUCAGCUGGUACGGAAGUAACAUUUAAAUGUUUAAUCUCAUUACUGUCUUAUGCAUUCCUAAUUAUUUUACACUUGAUAAUGUUUCUACUCAACCGUGUGAUGUAUUUUAGACCAUAAGGGUUUGGUUGUGUUUACUCUUCUCUCGUCUUUAGAUUUAGGGUCUGAUUGUAUUUAAUUUUAUGUUACACUACAUGAAUUGUGAAUAAGAAUUUAUAUGACUUUACAGAUUUCUCUGUUAGCAGUACGAAUGUAUUUCUUUUUUUUUUUUUUUUAAUGCCAAAGUAAGUUCAAUAUUCCUUACGGUUACGUCAAAUCUGAUACACUACAUAAAGAUUAUACUGUACAGUAUCACAGGCAGUGUGCUCUGAAUGAUUAAUGAUACUGGAGUCUAUAAUUAAAUCUGUGCAAUGCUGA